Messenger RNA from Corythoichthys intestinalis (scribbled pipefish), 3734 nucleotides. It is a transcript of the gene tdh, whose product is annotated as L-threonine dehydrogenase. The transcript has 9 exons. Gene Ontology annotation, biological process: L-threonine catabolic process. The record is from RefSeq and is a predicted model, not a curated record. NCBI's taxonomy places the organism in Eukaryota, Metazoa, Chordata, Actinopteri, Syngnathiformes, Syngnathidae. Bases 1333 to 2454 code for a protein of 373 amino acids. Gene Ontology annotation, molecular function: L-threonine 3-dehydrogenase activity.
UAUAAUGCUUUUAAUUUGUAGUUAAAUAAUGAGGACUACUUCCGCAUUGAACCGCGGUUUUUUUGUUUGUUUGUUUUUUGUGAACUAGCUUGUUUUAAAAACUCAUUGCUAGCGCGAAUAAAUUCCGUUUGAAUUCAGUUGAAAUAAUUAUUUUAAUUCCUGGUCAUUUUUAGAGACUAAUUCGUGUGUUUUUAUUUUUAAAAUUGUUAUAGCCACGCCCGCUCUAAUCAACCGCAAGCUAACGGGCUAAUGCUGCCUUCAAGUGGUGUCGUAAUAAUGAUAAAUAACUGCUAUCUAGUCGAAAAUUGCAAUUUAACGUCCCCUCACGUCGUUUUUUUUUUACUGGAGAAGUGGGAAUAUAUUUUGAUACCAGAUUUUCCGAGAUAAAACAACCCUUUACCUUGUUGUAGAUGGGAAGAUAAUACAUUUUUAAAACGUAAAAAUUAUAACGUACUGUUAUAAAAAUCUUAAAUUUUGAACCAAGUGAUUUCAUUAUUUUGUUACAAGAGCUGUUUACAUUUUGAUGCAUUUCUCCUCUUUUUGUAUAUGAAUUAAAAGCUCAAGCAAUUUUGCCCACGCAUUAAAGCAAAAUGAAUUCCGUGUCCGUUUCAACAAAAGCACACGAACACGACCAACUCGUAAUUACCAAUUAGUAAGUUGUAAAGAAAUACUUACGUUUUUUUUUUCUUUAUUGAAAAUGUGUUGUUUUAGAAAUUUCUUUUACAGGUGUUUCCUUUUUUUUAUUUUCUGUUGCAAUACUUUGUUGCAUGACUCAUGCUCAUUCUCAUCUUUCCCAAAGCACUUGAAGGCAACAUAACCGCCUCCAAAAACCCCUAUUUAAACCACUUCCGGCUUCACUCCACCGAUAUUUUUAACCGUUACGUUUCAUAUCAUGCGCAUAACAACUCGGAAUAGUGUCACACAGCCACCCGUGACGUCUCUGUUAUCUAGCCCGCGAAGUGCAGCCACGCUCGGCUAGAGUUAGUUACACAACCCGAGAUGUUGGCACAACAAUGCGGCGCACAUGGCAGGAGGGGGCGGGUGGCGCUUGGCCCUACAACAUUGCUCCGUAAGCGGGUUCGACUGCACCUCGUCACCCCGUCUAAUGCGUCAUUCGGCUUUUAUUUCAAAGCGGCCACAAAUAAGCUUCUGCUCCAUGAAAAAAAUAAACACAAAGAGAAUGUGCAGUGGUUUUCAUGAGGAAGGCGAGUAAAAAACGCCCUCGCUCGCUGAUUGGCUGCCGCUGAAGGCAGGGCAGUGUAGUAUAAAUACUUGCCAAGUUGCUCUCCUCGUUCCUUCUUUUCGAGCUGCACAACAUUCACGGUUUCAAGUAUGGUGGUCUUCAGAACCCUCAGCAAGGUGGUCAAGCAGGCGACGACCGGCCCGGCUUGCGGCUGCCAGUCCUUGGCGGUGGCCGUCCGCGGCAUCAGUUUCUCGCCUCGCCAGGUGACGUCCGACGCCAGCUUUCACUCGGUGUCCUUCUCCGAGACGGACCACCCCAAAGUGCUCAUCACGGGUGGCCUGGGACAACUCGGGGUGGGGCUCGCCAAACUAUUAAGGAAACGCUUUGGAAAGAACAACGUGAUUCUGUCCGAUAUCAGGAAGCCGUCGAGCAACGUUUUCCACAGCGGUCCGUUCAUCUACUCUGACAUUUUGGACUACAAGAACCUACGUGAAAUCGUGGUCAACAACCGAAUCACUUGGCUGGUCCACUACAGUGCACUUCUCAGCGCCGUCGGCGAGGCUAACGUGGCGCUGGCCCGAUCCGUCAAUAUCACCGGGCUUCACAAUAUCCUGGACAUCGCGGCCGAGCACAACCUGCGUCUCUUCGUCCCAAGCACCAUCGGCGCCUUCGGACCCACGUCCCCGCGUGACCCCACGCCCGAUCUUUGCGUGCAGAGGCCCCGCACUAUCUACGGUGUCUCCAAAGUCCACGCUGAGCUCAUGGGAGAAUACUACCAUCACCGCUACGGGUUGGACUUUCGCUGCCUCCGCUACCCGGGAAUCAUUUCUGCCGACUCCAUGCCCGGUGGCGGCACGACAGACUACGCAGUCCAGAUCUUUCACGACGCCAUCAAGACGGGCAAAUUCGAGUGCUUCCUGCGGCCGGACACCCGGCUGCCUAUGAUGUACAUCGACGACUGCCUGCGUGCCACGCUCGAGGUGCUGGAGGCGCCAGCCGACACGCUCAGCAUGCGAACGUACAACAUCAACGCCAUGAGCUUCUCGCCUGACGAGCUGGUGCAGGAGCUGCGCAAGCACGUGCCGGAGCUGGAGGUGUCGUACAACGUGGACCCUGUCAGGCAGGCCAUUGCCGACUCCUGGCCCAAGAACUUCGACGACACCAACGCCAAGCGCGACUGGGCCUGGAAGCACGACUACGACCUGCCCGAGCUGGUGCAAACCAUGCUCAACUACCUUAGCGGCGACACGCGCAUGGCCCGCGCCAACUAGCGCUUCGGCUCAGCUAAGACACCUUUUUGUACAUAGUGUAUAGAAUGACCAAAGAGGGAUCGGAAACUAGGCGGCCCGUGUACAUAGUUCGCAGUUUUGGGCGUAUUGUUUCGCCAUGGCGGGGAAAACCAAACCCGUUUUUUUUUUUUUCGCUGCAUCACCAAGGAUUGCCUAACUCGGGUUGCAAAAUUCCGGGAAUUUUCAAAGCUGGAAACGUUCCAUGGGAAGUGACAUUGAGUGAGUUUAUCAUGUGUAGACGUCCAAUCCACUUGAAGUGGCUCCCCCUUCAAAUGGAUUGGACAUCUGUGGCUAACUUGUGUUCAUGCUAGGUCGAAGUUCUUUAACUUAUGAGUGCCUCACAAGUUUUUUGAUAUUUAGAGACGUUUCGUGCAACUAAAUUUUGAGGUAAUAAGAUGACACUGCUUGAAUACUAUAGGGAAAAAACUACUGUGAUGCGCUUACAUGUGCGCAAGCAAUGCUUGACAUUGAAAAAUUGACAUCAUAUUGACAUUCAUUCCCAUGGAAAGUCUCAAAUUUUGAAAAAUUCCAGAAAUAUUCCUGGAAAAACUGGUCAUGUUAAUGUGGCUAACAUUUAAAGUGAGUACCUUUUAAGGUUAAAGCAGCUAGCAAUCAUCGUUGUCGUGGGUAACUUGUUAAAGCUGCUAUUUCUUAACGUUAAUGUGGUUAGCUGUUAAUGUCAAUGCUGCUAAAUUGUGGUUUGCAAGCGGUGGCUAACUUGCAGACGAACAAGCCGGCGGCUAACUUGCGGACGAGCAAGCGGCGGCUAACUUGCGAACGAACAAGCCGGCGACUAACUUGCGGACGAACAAGCCGGCGGCUAACUUGCGGACGAACAAGCCGGCGGCUAACUUGCGGACGAACAAGCCGGCGGCUAACUUGCGGACGAACAAGCCGGCGGCUAACUUGCGGACGAACAAGCCGGCGGCUAACUUGCUGACGAACAAGCCGGCGGCUAACUUGCGGAAGAGCAAGGGGCUAGUCUGAAAUUCUGAAGAAUUCCAGAAAUGUUCCUGGAAAAACUUGUGUUGUUAACGUGGCUCACAUUUAAAGUUAAAACAGCUAGUUUUUAAUGUUAAGCAGUUCACAAUUAUUGUUAUAGUGGCUAACUUUUAAUGUUAAAGCAGCUAACUCUUAAGGUACGUAUAAUGCAGUUAGCUGUUAAAGUCAAUGCUGCUAAAUUGCGGCGUGCAAGGGGCUAACUUGCGGCGUGCAAGUGGUGGCUAACUUGCGGCGUGCAAGUGGUGGCUAACUUGCGACGA